Molecule: messenger RNA, 660 nt
Organism: Lizanozyma spartinae
Lineage: Eukaryota; Fungi; Ascomycota; Pichiomycetes; Serinales; Debaryomycetaceae
Gene: SSU72
Product: RNA polymerase II subunit A C-terminal domain phosphatase
Exons: 1
Coding region: 1-660 (219 amino acids)
Biological process (GO): termination of RNA polymerase II transcription
Cellular component (GO): mRNA cleavage and polyadenylation specificity factor complex; nucleus
Molecular function (GO): RNA polymerase II CTD heptapeptide repeat phosphatase activity
Source: RefSeq, a predicted model, not a curated record
AUGAUCGAUGACAGUUUGAAGAUAUGUACUGUGUGUGCAUCCAAUAAUAACCGUUCAAUGGAGUCACAUAAGCAGCUCCAGGAUGCAGGAUACAACGUGAAAUCGUUUGGUACUGGGUCAGCCGUUCGAUUACCAGGUCCAUCACAAGACAAACCCAAUGUUUACGAGUUUGGUACACCAUACGAAGACAUUUACAAUGAUUUGAUGAACCAGAGUGCCCGGAAGAUGUAUGAAGCCAACGGAUUAAUUCAUAUGUUGGACAGAAACAGACAUGUGAAGCGAGCACCGGAGAAAUGGCACAACAAUAAAUAUGCGGGUAAAUUUGACUUAGUGAUAACAUGUGAAGAGAGGUGUUUUGAUUCUGUGCUUGAAGAUUUAAUGUAUAGAACAUACAGCAAGAAUGAUGAUGGAGAUUAUGAUGUGAAGACCCUUGUGCAUGUGAUCAAUGUGGAUAUUAAAGAUGAUAAUGAAAAUGCUAUAAUUGGAGGUAAGGGCAUUCUUAAGUUGGUUAAUAUGAUACAUGAGUUCCGUCGAAAGAAAAUUGAGGAUGGAGGGGAUCCAUCUGAGCAUAUUUUAGAGGAUCAGAUGACUAAGAUCUUGACCCAAUGGCAAACAGAACAUGUUCAUUUGCCAACGUUAUAUAGCGUGACAUAUUAUUAG